AACGUCCAUCGCAAACUUUUACAAUAUAUUGAACCCUUGCUUAGAGCUACAGCACGACUGUUUAUCUCUCCGUUAUUGCUGUGAUCGCCACCUAUCACCUCUUGUCCAUUUAGAUCCUGCAUAAGACGACCGGACCAAGGGAAAUGAAGACAACAACCGUUUGGUGUUUAGUAAUUGCUAUCUCAGUGUUAGCCGUUACCGAGUCCUCAAAAAGAAAUUCCACUGGGGAAUCGCCAAAUAAAGGAAAAAGAUUUCUCUGGGGCGGACCUCCCCCUUUUUUCGUUGGAGGCAAGCGUCCAGUUGGACUUCCUGACAUUAAUCGGGGCACAGAAAUCCAGCAGGGAACGCCCCCUUCUUUUGUUUCUCUCUUCGAUCCAACCACAAACACUCCUUUUUACUCAGCCUACAAAGUUUUACCCGCGCAGGCAGCGAGACUUGGCACGCAUAAGAGACCUAAACAAAAUUGGAGUGAUCCUCCAGGUGUUCCUGGUGUCGACGAUGCUUAUAAACAAGCCAACGUAGAAGCUCAAAACAAGUAUGGGAAUCAGAUUACCAGAGGCCAUAUGAAUCCCUCGGGUAUCAACUCCUUUGACAAAACUUACAUGAAGAAUACUUUCACUCUUGCGAAUGCUGUACCUCAGUUUGAGGCGUCAAACAGCGGACCUUGGAGCGAUUUUGAGAAUAAGAUAAAAGAUUAUGCCCAUAAAACCUGUGGGAGUAAAACCCGCCAAGGAACACUUUACCUACUGACAGGCAGAUCCGAAAAUGGC
Molecule: messenger RNA, 770 nt
Organism: Pocillopora damicornis (cauliflower coral)
Lineage: Eukaryota; Metazoa; Cnidaria; Anthozoa; Scleractinia; Pocilloporidae
Molecular function (GO): hydrolase activity; metal ion binding; nucleic acid binding
Source: RefSeq, a predicted model, not a curated record